This is a messenger RNA of Volvox carteri f. nagariensis, 531 nucleotides long. RefSeq lists its product as uncharacterized. The transcript is spliced from 4 exons. Bases 1 to 531 code for a protein of 176 amino acids. NCBI's taxonomy places the organism in Eukaryota, Viridiplantae, Chlorophyta, Chlorophyceae, Chlamydomonadales, Volvocaceae. The record is from RefSeq and is a predicted model, not a curated record.
AUGGCUGCGGCACCAGACCGCAAAGCCAACAGGCUGAAGGCUGGCAAGCUGCGGUUGUGUCUGCUGAGCGUUGAGCAUCCGGCCUGGACCGUGGACUUGGCGGCCAAGCCCCUGCUGUGUGCCGGUAACGGCACCUCAGACUCAUACGUUUACACCCAAGCAAGGGGCUGUCGAUGGCAGGAUCAGCACUGCUGCAACAAGCACAGCUCCCACCACGUUGACACUACCCUAGCUACCGGCCUGUACGGAUGCAGGGGGCCCCCGCCCUUUUUCCGGCUUCGAGGAAGCCGACACCCGACUUGUCGCACCACGGUUGGUCAUUUUGAGUACACGGUCAUUGAUUCGGCUUGGUUAAUGCCCUUGCGACUUUCCAUGCCGUUAUGGAUCAUCUUCUUCGGCGGUGUAUUGCCAAAUUCCUGCGCGGGUCUGUACCUGAUCCGGCAGCGCCUGGUCCCCCUGCUGCUACCGAGGGAGCGCCCACUACUUGGUUGCCUGGUUUGUCCAGCUCGAGUUACUUUAACACUGCUGUAA